Messenger RNA from Dracunculus medinensis (Guinea worm), 261 nucleotides. NCBI's taxonomy places the organism in Eukaryota, Metazoa, Nematoda, Chromadorea, Rhabditida, Dracunculidae. The record is from the annotation of a GenBank genome assembly.
AUGCUUAAAAGACGCAAAGGUGAUAUUAUGGUCUGGUUCCAAGUUGGAAGUGGAUGGUAUGGACCAUCAUGGUUAAAAAAGGAAUGCAAGCGGUCACAAUGUGAGUUUCAAGCACAAGAGCAUGAAGAGCAUGAAGAAAUGGAGAAAAUUCAAUGGGCUGAUGUAAAAUUGAUGCAACAAGUGCCCAAGUAUCAACAAUUUACGUUCAUAGACGCAAGCCGAUUCAGUAAAUGGUUUAAAUUAAUAAGAGUUCCAUUUUAG